ACGUUGUCCAGGCAAACUGUAGCGCUGUAGACGCAGCGGAGGUGACAUCACACGCUGACAGGCAGUCACACAGAGGCCAGCCUAGAGUCCCUCAGUGGAGGGUGGGCAACAUUGGUCCAUGGUGGGCAGUUUGGAAUGACAGCUCGUUAGGUGGAAGGUGGAGGCGCCGUUGGAGAACUAUUAGAGGUUUCUACUACGGUAUUACUGCGUCGGUACGGACGGUGUUCGUGCAGCUGGUAACAGCUGUUCGUGUGGUGCAUCGCGAAUAUCACCGAGCGAAGCUGAAUUUAGGAAACAGACACAGUUGCGUAUUUUAUUCUGCGAGUCCAUGAUGGUGUCACUGCUGGGCUGCAGCGAAACACGGCCGGCCGUUCUCAAACUGUGGGUAACGGUUAUAGCCCAUGACCGAGGGGCGUUUGUUUGGUGUUGUUGAACACACCCUUACAACGGCGCGUCUGUUAUUUCACAGUAAUGUGUGGUAAGAAACGCGUGCACGGGUAAAAUGGGUUGCGUUACGGACUAUCUGAAAAGACUUAAACGCAGGGUAAAAGUGAACCGGGUCAGAGAACUGGGUCGACAGUAUCCAGUCUUCUGCUUUCUCCUGCUAGUCCUGCUGCUCUCCACUGUGCUUCUGAACAGGUACAUCCACAUCAUUAUUGUGUUUUGGUCCUUCUUGGCUGGAGUUGUCACUUUCUACUGCUCUCUGGGGCCGGAAUCAUUGCUGCCAAACAUCUUGGUCUCUAUCAGACCAAAAAUCAAGUCAUACCAGCAGGAGCUGUUUCCACUGGGGCACAGCUGUGCUGUCUGUGGUAAAAUCAAGUGCAAAAGGCACAGACCGACUUUACUACUUGAGAAUUAUCAGCCAUGGCUUGACCUAAAGAUUCCUUCAAAAGUGGAUGUCUCUCUUUCAGAGAUUCUGGAGCUUGUUCUAGAAAAUUUUGUGUAUCCCUGGUACAGAGACAUCACAGAUGAUGAAGGGUUUGUUGAUGAGCUAAGAAUCACUUUGCGUUUUUUUGCUGCUGUGCUUGUCCGGCGAACCCAAAAGGUGGAUGUGGCAUCAAUGAUCACAAAAAAGCUUCUUAAAGUUUCCAUGAAGCACAUUGAGAUAAUCAGCAAAGCCAGACAGAAAGUGAAGAACACAGAGUUUCUUCAACAGGCUGCUCUGGAUGAGUAUGGUGCUGACCUUCAUGUCGCCCUUCGCAGUCGCAGGGAUGAGCUCCUGUACCUCAGGAAGCUGACGGAGAUGCUCUUCCCCUACAUCCUGCCCCCAAAGGCUACAGACUGCAGAUCUCUAACUCUCCUCAUAAGAGAAGUCUUGGCUGGUUCUGUCUUCCUUCCUUCAAUGGACUACUUGGCUGAUCCUGACACAGUGAACCAUUUAGUUCUGAUUUUCAUCGACAACUCCCCUCCCGAGGACGCCUCAGAACCGUCUUCAGCACUGGUUCCUUUCCUCCAAAAAUAUGCCGACACUCGCAACAAAAAGUCCUCGGUUCUGAAACUCGAACUGAAAGAAAUCAGAGAACAGCAAGACCUGCUUUUUCGUUUCAUGAACUUUUUGAAGCAAGAAGGAGCCGUGCACGUCCUACAGUUCUGCCUAGCAGUUGAGGAAUUCAACAACAGCAUACUGUGCCCGGAGUUGUCAGACUCCGCCAAGAUGAUGCUCCACGAGGAGGUGAAGAAGAUCUACGAGACCUACUGUUUGGACGAGAGUGUGGACAAGAUCCGCUUUGACCCUUUUAUCGUGGAAGAAAUACGCAACAUUGCAGAAGGCCCAUAUGAGGAAGUGGUGAAACUCCAGACCAUGAGGUGUUUGUUUGAAGCCUACGAGCAUGUCCUGUCCCUCCUGGAGAACGUGUUCACUCCCAUGUUCUGUCACAGCGAUGAGUACUUUCGUCAACUCCUGCGAGGCGCUGAGUCACCAGCCAGGAAUUCCAAGUUGAGCAGAAAUAGCCUCAGUUUGGAUGACAUUCGGAACACAUCGAAGCGGGGCGAGACCUUCGGGAUCAGCCGCAUUGGCAGCAAGAUCAAAGGAGUGUUCAAGAGCACCACUAUGGAAGGAGCCAUGCUGCCGUCCUAUGGCCUGGUGGAGGGAGAGGAUGAUAUGGUGGAGGAGGCCAUGAUGGUGCUGGAGGACGACACCCCCAUGGAGGCAGCCUGUACUCCCAGCACUCCUCGAAACCUCUCAGCCUGGAACAUCACCAUCCCUUACAUUGAUUUCUAUGACGACGACGUGAAGAGGGAGAGGAUUCCUGUUUUCUGUAUCGACGUGGAGCGCAACGACAGGAAGGCAGUGGGACAUGAAACCGAACACUGGUCUGUCUACAGAAGGUACCUGGAGUUCUACGUCCUGGAGUCCAAGCUCACAGAGUUCCAUGGCUCAUUUCCCGACGCACAGCUGCCUUCAAAGAGAAUUAUCGGCCCAAAGAAUUAUGAGUUCCUCCGGUCAAAGCGGGAGGAGUUUCAAGAGUACCUUCAGAAACUCCUGCAGCAUCCAGAGCUGAGCAACAGUCAGCUCCUGGCCGACUUCCUGUCUCCCCACAGCAUGGAGUCUCAGUUUCUAGACAAGAUGCUGCCGGACGUGAACCUGGGCAAAAUCAUUAAGUCGGUUCCAAGCAAACUGAUAAAAGAGAAAGGGCAGCAUUUAGAGCCUUUCAUCCAGUCAUUCUUCAACUCCUGUGAAUCCCCCAAACCCAAACCCAGCCGACCGGAACUGACCAUUCUGAGCCCCACGUCUGAAAAUGAUAAAAAGCUUUUCAACGACGUCUUCAAAAACAACGCUAAUCGAUCGGAAUUGACGGAGAAGAGACACAAUCAGAACUACUUCAUGGAAAUGAUCCAUGUUGAGGGGGUUUAUGACUACUUAAUGUAUGUGGGCCGAGUUGUCUUCCGCAUCCCUGACUGGUUGCACCACCUGCUAAUGGCUGGAAGGAUCCUGCUCAAGAACACUCUGGAGACCUACACAGACUACUACCUGCAGUACAAACUGGACCAGGUGGUCCAGGAGAAUCGCCUCGUCUCCCUCAUCACUCUGCUGAGAGACUCAGUUUUCUGCGAGAGCAGUCCGCCGCGCUCCACUCAAGAAAAGCAGAGGAGAGCAAAGAAAACCUUCGAAGAGAUGAUGAGCUACAUCCCAGCCAUUUGUGUGCAGACCUGCUGGGGAAGUGUAUCGGAGAAGAGGCCAAGUACGAAGGAGUUCGCCUGCUCUUCGAUGGACUGCAACAGCCUGUCCUCAACAAACAGCUCACUUACGUACUGCUGGACAUCACUAUUCAGGAACUUUUCCCCGAGCUGAACAAGCAGGGACAGAAGGAGACCACAUUAAUGGCUCCUUGGAUGUAAAAUGAAUAGCUCAGUGGAGGUGAUGAUCCUAUUAUGCCAAUCAGACACUCAGUUACAUUAUCCUGCUGUAAAAAAAGCUUCUUUUUUUAAAAUAAAUAAAUAAAGAUUAAAAAUUACCUUCUGUUUUCCUUGUUUAAUUAAAUCUAAAUAUAAAAGUAAACACCUGUGUGACUGCUGGAGGUGGGAGUCAAACCUAAUUCUGAAAUCCUAAUUUCUUAGUCACACUGAGGCGCUGAUGAGCACAGUUUUAUUAUUGCUGCUUAAAUUUAAAUAACCAAUGACUUUCUCGUCUCUCGACACAAGUGUUCCCUUAUAGGGAUGGUAAAAUUAUUUCUAAGACUCUCUAAAAAUAAAGAAAAAGGCCUUGGGGUAACGAGAAAAGGUUUUAAGCAGAUGUGGUGACAAACAGAAGUAUCGCGUCGCAGUCUGAGGCCUCGCAUUGUAAUGUUUAUUGCUGCACAAACAUAAGGCAAAGGUACAUUUAGGCAACGCUAGGACAUAAAGGAAAUAGCACAACAUAUGAGGCAGCGAUGGAACAUUUCACCAUGGCAUUGAUGCUAGAGUUUCACGACUCCCUGCAGCUUCUAUGCAUGAGAUAUGAGGAGUGGUGUGCAAACCUCUUAAACCCCCUGGUGGCUACAGGUCGAUGGUGGGGCUGAAAACAAAUGCAGUAAGGUGAUCACAGGAAAUGACAGAGAAAAAUGAGUGGAGUUUUGCAGUUUGUUGUGCUUGUAUGCAGAUGACAGCUCAAUUUUCAGGGGAAAAAAAAUUGUGGUUUUGAAUAAAACAAUAACAUAUUUACCCAGGUUUGUUUUCAUACUGGUAGACUGUUUUCUUCUGUAAAAAGAUGUAAAAACUAAGAUAAUGUAAAGUAAAAUGUUUGGAAAU
Molecule: messenger RNA, 4227 nt
Organism: Cynoglossus semilaevis (tongue sole)
Lineage: Eukaryota; Metazoa; Chordata; Actinopteri; Pleuronectiformes; Cynoglossidae
Product: sorting nexin-14
Exons: 29
Coding region: 503-3292 (929 amino acids)
Biological process (GO): autophagosome maturation
Cellular component (GO): late endosome
Molecular function (GO): phosphatidylinositol-3,5-bisphosphate binding
Source: RefSeq, a predicted model, not a curated record